Molecule: messenger RNA, 1737 nt
Organism: Penicillium cinerascens
Lineage: Eukaryota; Fungi; Ascomycota; Eurotiomycetes; Eurotiales; Aspergillaceae
Exons: 4
Coding region: 1-1737 (578 amino acids)
Source: RefSeq, a predicted model, not a curated record
AUGUCCGACCACCUUUGGUGCUCUUUGAUCUCUACCAUUCCUCCCAACCCUGAAGCCAUGCCCGCCGUGCUCCAGUCUACCAUUCACCUGCUCGAGUCUGAGCUCGUCAAAGCCCGCACCGCUCUCCAGGAGAUUCAACCUCAUGCCUUGCCCCCACGCAUUGGUGACGAGGUCGCCGUCGGCGCCAUGGCCGCUUAUCGACAAAAUCUCAUCGGUCGUGCCCCCGAAUUUUAUGGCUCUCGUCGUCUGACCCUCAAAGAAUUGGGUCUCGAGCCCGUAGUGCGUGAACUGCUUUCGGAUGAGAUCGUCUCGGAGCUCGUUCCCCAGUCUAAGCCUGUUCCUUUUCGCCGAGCGCCUCUUGAGGAAAUACUCACCAAUAGUCUAAUACUCGAUCACAUGGCGCCUUAUCUCUCCGUUCCGUCCUUGAUGGCCCUGUCCAUGACGUCGCGACACCUCCACAAUAUGAUCAUCAAGACUCCGUACAUAUUCAGACAUCUCGAUCUGACUCGCUGUCGAGGCGCUCAGCUUCCCACCACCUUGCAAGCAGAUGAUUUUCAGACAGAGGACGAGGUAUAUUCGGCUCCCUUGCGCCAUAUCUUCUCCAGCCUCGGAAAAAGAUCCGUACUACAGGAUGUACGCACAUUGGUUUUGGACGGCCUCUCAGUCCCGGCCGAUCUGGUUGCCGAUAUUAUCCUCACCGACCGGUUCAACGUCAACAUCCUUUCCAUCCGCGAAUGUCAUCAUCUUAACGAGCAUAAGCUCAUGCAGGUGAUUCAGCACGCGGUCCGGCCCACGCGCCCCGACGGGACUCCACGAGUCAAAGGCAUUUAUGUAUUCUCCCCAAUGCAGAAGCCGCCGCGCCCCGUAGUGCGGCGCCGUUAUCGAGACUGGUGGGGCUCGCGGGUGGGGAGCUCACGGAGCCCCAGUCAGAGCUCGUCGAACAGCUCGUCUGACAACGAAGACGAAGAUACGGUAACCCACCCGAGACGGCAGCAGCAGAAUGAGUGGUAUAGUCCCACUGGCAAGGUCUUCAAACACGCCUUGGAGGAGGGCUGGGCACGAACUCUACAGAAGUGCGAAGGUAUCAUCGCCUUUGAUGCGGUGCUCUGUCGCGGGCCGCGGCACGAUGUCAAUCGAUAUACAUCGGCGAACGAGGACAACCCCGCACCCGAUGCCCCUCUGCUUGAACCGGCUGUGGCUACGGUGGCUCUGGGGCCUCGUGGCUGUGAUGGAUGUCAUAGUUCCCCCGAGGGUCCGGCGAUCUGGGGUCAGUCCCCGGACGUCCACUUUCCACUGCUGAGCCCGAUGCCAUUGCACGUCUCGAGUAUCGCGACCGCGAAACGACCCGAAAUGAUACCGGGCAAGCAUCCGUUCCUCAUUGCGCGUUGCACGGACUGCCUCACCGAUCGUUGGUGCCACCGCUGCAACAAGUGGUUCUGCUCCAACUGUCUGCCCAAUCCGCAGCAUGUACGGGCCAAUCUGUCGCCACAUCAGACCGCCGUACGACCAGAGGACCAAAAUGGGCCUCGGCUUCCAGAUCUAGAGAGACUCGAGCGAGGUGUUCGCAAAGACUGCUGGGAAUGCGGCCCUACCUGUGCUUAUUGUAAACUGGACUGCCAGCACACCUGCCAGAGUUGCCGGGGGGACUAUUGCAUCGACCAUAACGAGGGCUGCUCCUCGACGAUGUGUGAUUGGUGCAACACCAGUGCUCGCCACCGCAUGCGAAGUUUCCAUUAA